CUCCAGUCUCUCACUUUCUUAUCCAAAAUGGCAAAAUCCAUUAACCAUCAUUACCUUCAAUCUCCGUGGCUUUUUUGCUCUACCGCGCAACAAUGGCGGUUUUUAGUGGCGCUACUACUUUAGGUUCUGUUUCAUUCGCCUCUCAUCUCUUCGACCAACAAUCCACUUUCCUCUCUUGCCCACUUAGACUCCUUCCUUCCUCGUCUUCUUCUUCUUCCAAUAGAAACUCUCUCGUCUGCAUAGUCAAAUCCUUCUCAAGCUCCGCCACAGCAGAUACCGAUAGAAACUCCGAUCAAUCAGCCUCUUCCUCAGUCCUCUCCGCUUCCAAUUCUCUUCUCCGUGAUACCUCCGACGAAGCUUCAGCUGCAGGACCAAGCGAUUGGAAAACAGCAAAAGCUUAUUGUAAAAGUGGUGAUACAUUUGAAGGUGAAGUUCAAGGCUUUAAUGGUGGUGGCUUACUUAUUCGUUUUCAUUCUCUUGUGGGUUUUCUUCCUUAUCCACAAUUAAGUCCUUCCCGUUCUUGUAAAGAGCCUCAGAAAAGUAUUCAUGAGAUAGCUAAGACUUUGGUUGGUUCUAAACUUCCUGUAAAGGUUGUUCAAGCUGAUGAGGAAAAUAGAAAGUUGAUUUUAUCUGAGAAGUUAGCAUUAUGGCCAAAGUAUUCACAAAACGUUAAUGUUGGGGAUGUGUUUAACGGAAGAGUAGGUUCUGUUGAGGACUAUGGUGCCUUUAUCCACUUGCGUUUUGAUGAUGGUCUUUAUCAUUUAACUGGACUAGUGCAUGUCUCCGAAGUAUCAUGGGAUUACGUUCAAGAUGUUAGGGAUGUACUACGCGAUGGUGACGAGGUUCGGGUUAUAGUCACGAAUAUUGACAAAGAGAAAUCAAGGAUUACACUAUCCAUCAAACAACUAGAAGAUGAUCCUCUUCUAGAAACAUUAGACAAAGUGAUUUUGAAGGACAGUUCUACUGGAUCUCCUUCGCUAAGCUCGAACAAUGGGGAUACAAUUGAACCUCUUCCAGGGCUAGAAACAAUACUUGAAGAGCUUUUAAAGGAAGAUGGAAUAGAAGCUGUGAAAAUCAACCGGCAAGGAUUUGAGAAAAGAGUGGUUUCACAAGACCUACAACUUUGGCUCUCAAAUACACCGCCUUCUGAUGGGAAGUUUGUUCUUCUUGCCCGUGCUGGAAGACAGGUGCAAGAGAUACACUUGACAACGUCUCUGGAACAAGGAGGAAUCAAGAAAGCGCUUCAGCAUGUACUAGAACGCGUCCCCUAAGAACCCGAAAAAAGACUUUUGAUACUCAGCCACUAUAUUCAGCUCUAUGCAUCUCAAACUCUUGCCAAUGUAACUUCAAGUGGAGCAGAGACUACUUCAGAAAUAUUCUUAAAAGGCAAAAAUGCAAAUUCAUUUGUAUCAUCAUUAUAUGUCACACAUAACACAAACCUAUGAAAAUAUAUGUGUAUACUCAAUGUUUUUAGUUACACAUUAUAAACUUCAUUAACAUAAACAACUCAUAAUACAUCAAAUUCAAGUCUAAAACCUUCUCAAGUCAAUAAUUGACUUUUUUGACACCAUGUUUUGGUAAGUACC
Messenger RNA from Arabidopsis thaliana (thale cress), 1586 nucleotides. Its product is annotated as Nucleic acid-binding proteins superfamily. NCBI's taxonomy places the organism in Eukaryota, Viridiplantae, Streptophyta, Magnoliopsida, Brassicales, Brassicaceae. The record is from RefSeq and is marked reviewed. The coding region runs from base 93 to 1271 and encodes 392 amino acids. Gene Ontology annotation, molecular function: nucleic acid binding. The transcript is spliced from 9 exons.